Messenger RNA from Xyrauchen texanus (razorback sucker), 6501 nucleotides. RefSeq names its product zinc finger protein 423-like. Lineage: Eukaryota; Metazoa; Chordata; Actinopteri; Cypriniformes; Catostomidae. Gene Ontology annotation, biological process: regulation of transcription by RNA polymerase II. The record is from RefSeq and is a predicted model, not a curated record. The transcript has 8 exons. Gene Ontology annotation, cellular component: nucleus; chromosome. Gene Ontology annotation, molecular function: DNA-binding transcription factor activity, RNA polymerase II-specific; chromatin insulator sequence binding; RNA polymerase II transcription regulatory region sequence-specific DNA binding. The coding region runs from base 1172 to 5269 and encodes 1365 amino acids.
ACUAAUAGAAGACGUAACAAAAAGAUCAACGUAAAGGUUAAAAGGCGAAUACCCCAAAACACUCAUAAUGGCAUAAUAUCCACUGGACAGUUAAACGCUGGAGUGAACCCAAAACGAUGGCACGAGCACACGACGUAAAGAGGGCAAGGACCGCAACAAAAAUGAAUCCAGUCCGUCUUUUUUCUUGCAGCUGUAGAGUUUCCUCGAAGCUCCGUGUUUUGGCCCCGAUCCGUGCUCCAAGUUAAGCUGUAGUUUCCAUGGCUGACCAUGGUUUGGUGCUGUUGGCUCUCUCUGUCUGCUCAGCCCAGGCUGUGCAGAGCUCCCUGCGGGAUCAGAGCGCUCCCCCGCCGGGACCCUACUCUCACAUCCUCCUGCUGGGACACGGCUACAUUUCCAGCCAAGCCUGGCUUUAUUAUGUGUAUCUGCGCUGCAGCCCCGCCAGCAGUCGGAUCGGGAGGCGGAGGGAAGACCAGAGUCAGGACAAAGAAAAAGGGAGAGAGAAGAUAGCAACUAGAAAUAUUUACGGCUUUUAGGAUAUAGGGGGGAUAAACAAGAAGGAAAAAAAUCCCCGCAGGUAAAAAUGGCAUUGAGAGUGGCACCUUCCGAGAAAUAACAGCGCAAAGAGGGCGUUUCGGCGUUCGCGGGAUCACGCCGAAAAAAGACAGUUCCGACAACUGCAAAAACAGAAUCUCGAGAGGAGCACGCUGGAGGUAUAUAUUAAAAACCAACACCUAAACAUUGUUUAAGUGGUUUUGCCACAUUAUCGGGAAGUAUUGGCACCUCUCGUCACUGAUCAGGUGUGAUCGCAAUGCUGUAAUUUGGGCUCGAAACUCUGCGCGUGUGUGCCCGCACCGCCGUCAGCGUCUGCCGUUACGGAGGAACAAAAGAGCGUUCGCGUUUCGAUCUGGCGAAAACGCGCAAGUUAUUUCUUAAAUCUACAGGUUGAGUCGAGCGUCUGGAGAAGUUCGAUCAUUGGAAUAUCCGGGCGCUGCUGCGCCUCUCUAUUGCUCCAUUACUCUCUCUUCCUUUGAAUGCUUCUGGACUAUCGAGACUGAAGUUGCCGCAUUGCAACAGGCAACGUGAAGAAUUCUCAGAAGUAUUUGUGUGUAACCUUUCGUCACUUAACCGAAAGGACAAAAUACGCACUAAAAGAAGAAAAAAAAAGACGGAGAUGUCUAGACGCAAGCAGGCCAAACCGCGCUCCGUUAAAGCGGUAGAAGAGGCCGAAUCUACAGACUGCGCCAGUGGCUGGGACUCCUCUGUUCAGACAGAAACUGCAGUAUCAGAGCGAGACUCCAAUCGAAAAGAAAGCAGGGCAACUGGAGAGGACGGAGAACAGAGUGUGACGAGUCAUGAUGAGAGGGUUGGAGAGGAGGAUCUAGAUGAUGACUCCAUCUUCACCUGUGACAACUGCCAACAGGACUUUGAGUGCCUGGCAGACCUGACCGAGCAUCGCACCAACCUUUGCCCAGCAGAUGGUGAUGAUGACCCAGGGCUCUCCUGGGUGGCGUCCUCUCCCUCUAGCAAAGACGUGGCAUCUCCAUCACAGAUGCUAGGGGAUGGCUGCUGUGAUAUGGGCAUGGGCACAGGGGAGGAAGAAGGGGGCUCUGGCCUGCCGUAUCCCUGCCAGUUCUGCGACAAGUCCUUCAGUCGCCUCAGCUACCUGAAGCGCCAUGAGCAGAUCCACAGCGACAAACUGCCCUUCAAGUGCACCUUCUGUAGUCGUCUGUUUAAACACAAACGCAGCCGUGAUCGUCACGUCAAACUGCACACUGGUGACAAAAAGUACAGUUGCCAGGAGUGUGAGGCAGCCUUUUCUCGAAGUGAUCAUCUCAAGAUCCACCUCAAGACACACAGCUCCAGCAAGCCAUUCAAGUGCAGCAUUUGCAAGCGUGGCUUCUCCUCCACCUCCUCUCUGCAUAGCCACAUGCAAGCCCAUCGGAAGAACAAGGAACACCUGGCAAAGAAAGAUCAGAGCAAGCGUGAUGGAGCUAACAGUGACAUAGCUGAUCAAGACCAGGAUCUCUACAUGUGUGAUUACUGUGAGGAGACCUUCAGCCAGACAGAUGAAAUUGAGAAACAUGUGCUGACGCAGCACCCCCAGCUUUCAGACCGCGCAGAACUGCAAUGCAUCCACUGCCCUGAAAUCUUCAGCGAUGAAGGCACUCUACUCACCCAUAUUGACAGAACACAUGCCAACAAGAAACACAAGUGCCCCAUGUGUGCCGAGCAGUUCCCAUCUGUAGAGGAUGUCUAUUGCCAUCUUGACAGCCAUAGACAGCCAGACUCCAGCAACCAUAGUGCCAGUCCUGAUCCCGUCUUGGGUAGUGUGGCCUCUAUGAGCAGUGCUACCCCCGAUUCCAGUGCGUCCCUGGAGAGAGGUUCGACCCCUGACUCCACCCUUAAGCCUGGACAGAGCAGACGUAAGCUUGCCCCACCUUCUGACCAUGAUGAAGGAAGCUGGUCAGGUAAAGUGUCAUACAGUUGCCCCUAUUGCUCCAAAAGAGAUUUUAACAGUCUGGCUGUUUUGGAGAUUCACCUGAAGACCAUCCAUGCAGACAAACCUCAGCAGAGCCACAUCUGCCAUCUGUGUCUGGAAACCCUGCCUACUCUCUUCAACCUUAAUGAGCAUUUGCGCAAAGCACAUCAAUCCAGCGGGAGCUCUGCAUCCAACUUUCCCCUUCUGCAGUUCAGUAAUGUCUCUGCCUUUCACUGCAACUAUUGUCCUGACAUGUUUGCAGACAUCAACAGCCUGCAAGAGCACAUUCGUGUUUCUCACUGCUUGUCUGGCAGUGUGGUUGCCGGAUCCACCACUUUGGAGGGCAACCAUGCAUUCUUCUGCAACCAGUGCUCCAUGGGCUUCCUUACAGAGUCAUCCCUAACAGAGCACAUUCAGCAGACCCAUUGCAACACUGGGGGUACUGUGACCAAGAUGGAAUCCCCUGUUCUGCAGUCUUCACAGUCCUUCAUGGAGGUCUAUUCCUGCCCAUAUUGCACCAACUCUCCCAUCUUUGGUUCCCUCCUCAAACUCACAAAACACAUUAAGGAAAACCACAAGAACAUCCCACUCGCCAACAACAAGCGCAAAGUCAAAGUUGCAGACUUGAGCCCAGCCUCGUCUGAUGUGGAGAUAUCCUCCCCUAAACGCCAUAGAGUAACUGGUGAUAGCACUCCGGUGGUUGCAAAUGGGGACUAUCCCUGCAAUCAGUGUGAUCUUCGAUUCACCAGCUUUGAGGGCUUCCAAGCCCAUCUGAAGUCACACCUGGAACUGCUGCUGAGGAGACAGUCUUGCCCACAGUGCAACAAAGAGGACUUUGAUUCUCAAGAGGCAUUGCUUCAGCACUUGACCAUUCACUACACCACAACUUCCACUCAGUAUGUCUGUGAGAGCUGUGACAAGCAGUUCUCAUCUGUAGAUGAUCUUCAAAAGCACUUGUUAGACAUGCAUACCUUUGUGCUGUACCACUGCACACUGUGUCAGGAAGUGUUCGAUUCUAAGGUGUCCAUCCAAGUUCACUUGGCCGUCAAGCACAGCAACGAGAAGAAGAUGUACCGCUGUACAGCAUGCGCUUGGGACUUCCGCAAAGAAAGUGACUUGCAGUCACAUGUGAAGCACAGUCAUUUGGGUCAUCCUACUGGCCCCGGGACAACUGGAAAAGCUCGCAAGUGCAUAUUCUGUGGUGAGACCUUUGGCACAGAAGUAGAACUCCAGUGUCAUAUCACUACUCACAGUAAAAAGUAUAACUGCCGCCUCUGUGGGAAGGCCUUCCAUGCCAUUGUCUUGUUGGAAAGACAUCUCAGAGAGAAGCACUGCAUUUUUGAUGGAGGAAAUGGUAAUGGAAAUGUAGGGAGCCAAAAUGGAACACCCAAUGGUGUAACUCAAAGCUCUAAGCGUUCUGCAACAGGAUCAACUGGAGCUGCUGAGCAAGCAGAUCUCCAGAACAUGCUUUUAAAAGGAAGUGGUCAGGAAACAGCCAACAGCCAUGAAGCCAGUGGUGGCGAAGAGGAGCUGGAUGCCUCAGAGCCAAUGUAUGCCUGUGACAUCUGUGGUGCCGCCUACACCAUGGAGUCUCUGCUCCAAAAUCACCGCCUUCGAGACCACAAUAUCAGGCCUGGAGAGGAUGAUGCAGGCUCCAGAAAAAAGAAGGCAGACUUCAUCAAGGGUAACCACAAGUGCAAUAUCUGUUCACGGACUUUCUUUUCAGAGAACGGCUUGAGAGAACAUGCCCAGACACACCGUGGUCCAGCGAAGCACUACAUGUGCCCCAUCUGUGGUGAGCGCUUCCCCUCACUGCUUACUCUUACUGAGCACAAGGUCACGCACAGCAAGAGCCUGGACACGGGCACCUGUCGUAUCUGCAAGAUGCCCCUACAGAGUGAGGAAGAGUUUAUCGAGCACUGCCAGAUGCACCCUGACCUAAGGAACUCUCUCACAGGCUUCCGCUGUGUUGUUUGCAUGCAAACUGUCACCUCAACACUUGAACUGAAGAUCCAUGGAACGUUUCACAUGCAAAAGAUCUCUUCUUCUGGAGUUAGUGGGGGUGGAGGAGGAUCAGCCUCAUCAUCUCCCAAUGGCCAGCUGCAGGUCCACAAACUCUAUAAAUGUGCCCUGUGUCUCAAAGACUUCAAGAAUAAGCAGGAACUGGUCAAGAUAGAUGUCAAUGGCCUGCCUUAUGGUCUGUGUGCUGGUUGUAUGAGCCGGGGCACAAAUGGCCAGUCGCCCACUGUUGUGGUAACCCCACAAGAGUUUGGGGAGAAGGGAACUUCUGGACUGCGUUGCCCAGAGUGUUCUGUCAAAUUUGAGACCCUGGAAGACCUGGAAAACCACAGUCAGGUGGAUCAUCCUGAGAUGAGCCCUGAGACGAGUGGAGCCAAGAAAGUAUCAGAUGCUUCACCUGUCCCUAAAAAGAAGACAUAUCAGUGCAUCAAAUGCCAAAUGACCUUUGAGACGGAACGAGAGAUCCAAAUCCAUGUGGCCAAUCAUAUGAUCGAGGAAGGCAUCAAUCAUGAGUGCAAGCUGUGUAACCAGAUGUUUGACUCUCCGGCCAAGCUCUUGUGUCACCUGAUUGAGCACAGCUUCGAGGGCAUGGGAGGAACCUUCAAGUGUCCUGUCUGCUUUACAGUGUUCGUUCAAGCCAAUAAGCUGCAGCAGCACAUCUUUGCCGUCCACGGGCAAGAGGACAAGAUCUAUGACUGCUCCCAGUGUCCACAGAAGUUCUUCUUCCAAACUGAGCUUCAGAACCACACACUGAGCCAGCACGCACAGUGAGACCCGGCCCCGCAGGACUCCCGGUUCAGCCUAGAACCCCGACCCAGGCCCGGUGGGGGAGGAACAUUUCAACAUCACAGCCAAUCAAAGUGUCAUUUGCUACUCACAUGUAAAACUCUUAACGAUUCCGCCACCAGGCACAGCUAUUACGAACGGUGGGGAAUGAAUAUUAAUGGGAUAUGCUAUUAAAAAAGAAAAGGAGAGGAAAAAAAGGAGAUGGAGAGAAAAAGGUAUUCUACGUGCAGUAUUUUUUAUUGUCCCUUCUUCCUGGUUGUGCGUUCCUUAUUUGCCCCCUGUUUUCUUUUUCCAUUUUUUUUGGGUGGGGGGGGGGGGGUGAAAAAAUUUAAGGAAAAUACAGCUUCUGCCUGAUUUUAAUCUCUAGAAAAACAUAUCUUGUUCUCUGUUACUUCAUGUAUCAAACUUCAUAUGUGACAAUUUUGUUCUUUUAAAUGCAUAUAUUCUCUCAGCCCUUUUUUGUUGAUUUGUACCAUUUAUUUCUUGCAGUAAAUAGGUACUUGUGCUGUGCUGUGAUUGCUUGCCGGUCGUAAUAUUUUUCCUUUCUAUUAUUAUUGUUAUAUAUUUUCUUUUUUUUCUAAUUACAGUUAAAAAGACAAAAAACAUAUAAAGAAAAAAAAAUAAAAGCAUAAUGGUUUUAAUUGGAUUUUCCAGUACAUGGGCCUUAUGGAUGUUGUAAAAAUGAAUAUCAUUGAUUUCAGUGCAACUGGAUGAUGUCUGCUUUUUAAAUGUGAAUUAACCAGAUUGCAAUAAACUAGUACAGUUGAAAAUAAACAAAUAAAUAAAUCAUGAAUAAAGGGAAUUCAUGCAUUUGCAGUGUGUUCUUUCAAAGCCCAGAUAAAGCAUAUUGAAGUGGUUGAACUCUUUAGAGUGGCUCUUUUCCUGGACACCAUGUGAGCUCUAUUCUUCUCGUCAUGCUCUCCGUUUAACAAUAAAUAUCAGUUGCCUAAUGCUGCACAUAAAGCAUAAAGAUAAUGUGGAUGAAAAACAUCUCAAAAUGAUGAUGAUGAAAAGUGAACACAUGCUUAAUGCAGGCUUAUUCAUUUAUUUGUAUAUUAAGAUAACCCUGUAUGAGAUGAUGUGCACAAUUUCAAUGAAUAAUUGUGCUGUUAAUGGCAUAAACGAUUUGCAUAUUUCUAUAAGUGUGAAUGUAGUAACAAUUUCUAUAAUAAAUAUCACACAAAUUCAAGUCUACUGUUUGCACAAGAUGAUUCAUA